This is a messenger RNA of Dendroctonus ponderosae (mountain pine beetle), 1014 nucleotides long. Its product is annotated as venom allergen 5. NCBI's taxonomy places the organism in Eukaryota, Metazoa, Arthropoda, Insecta, Coleoptera, Curculionidae. Gene Ontology annotation, cellular component: extracellular region. The coding region runs from base 88 to 978 and encodes 296 amino acids. The transcript has 3 exons. The record is from RefSeq and is a predicted model, not a curated record.
UUUUCACUCUGCUACCGGUAAAAUAUUGAUGUCAGUCAUCCUGACAAUUUUCUAAGCACCAAUCCCGGAAAACUCUUAAGCGGCAUUAUGAAAAAUUCGGUUAGUUUGUACCUAAUGGGCCUGACGUGGCUGAACUGGAGAAUUGCAACAAUCAGCGGUGCCAAUUUACUUCAGCAGCCUUUCAACAACACUUUUAAAAGCAGAAGCUUGAAAGCGAUCGACUGGUGCGCCUUAAACUGCCCCAAAGGUCCGAACAUUGCUUGCACCUUGAAAGGAGACUGUUUAACCAUUGCAGCACCUUGUCAGUUUCUGAAAUUGGACAAAGCGAGACUUUUGGAUCUUCACAAUCAGCUGAGGAACUUGUUCGCCACAGGAAAUGAGCCUCAAGCGAAAGGUUUGCAAGUCGCCGACAUGAUGGUAGUUGAAUGGGAUGACGAUUUGGCUUUCACUGCAAGUUGCAACUUGAAAACGUGCCCGUCAUCUAUGGAACACGAUACGUGCCACAUUACACCAAAUUUCAUGACCUCCGGCCAGAAUUUAGCAUGGGCCGCAGGAGUUACGGAUUGUAGCGAACAGUCGCUGAAGAUGGUGCAUAACUGGUAUAACGAAGUGAGGGAACUCAGCGCCGACCAGCUACAUUCUUGGGGCAAAAGCUUUCAAUUUCAAUCGGGAACGGGACAUUUUACCCAACUGAUUUGGUCUAAGGUCACCCACAUUGGGUGCGCUGCAUUUGAAAAAGACCUGGAAAGUGGCCGGAAAGAAUGUAUGAUGGCGUGUAAUUAUGGCCCCACCGGAAACGUGUUGGGACGCGCAAUGUUCAAAGAAGGCCCGCCAACCAGUGCUUGUCCAAGAGGUCUGGUGGCUAACAGUAAGCAUGCCGGGCUGUGUGGCGCAGCCCGAAGAAAUAGAUCAUUUUUGGAGGCUGUAGGGGCAGCUUUUCCUUGCAUUGUUGCCCUACAGAGAAUGUUUAGUGGAUAGUUUCAAUUGAAUAAUAAAUUAAAUGCCUGCCAUUAA